AUGCGGCUUUCUAAUAAAUGUAAAGAUUUGGCCUGUCCGAUGCCCGGAAUCUACUCCAGCACGCCCAGCACCGAAAACAUCUCCACCCUCGCGUGCUCCACGAUCCUUUUCGUCAUUACCUUCCUCGGCGUCGGCUCCCUCUUAUUUCACAAGCUCUUUCCUUUAGUAUCCCAACACACGGAAAAAUCCUUCCAUCUUCCCCGCGACGCGCCGCUCAGCCUACGACAAAAGCAAGCCGAGCAUGACGCGAGAUUAGGUCGACGGCGUAUCGUCGCCCUCUCAUUUUCGGCCACCAUAUCUCUCGCUACAGUGCUAGCUGAAUUAAUAUUAUGUGAAAUUUCGAACAUCCUAGAUUCUCGGGCUAGAGCUCUUGCACUCAAGGUCGUCCUUCCAGCCCUUCUAAUUCUUCUUGUUGUCAUAAUACCAUUCCUGGAAUUACAAUCAGCAGUUUCCGCAACCGGCUGGUCUUUCCGGAGAACGGCUAACGGAAAGCUACGCACUGUUCCUUGGCUUCUACAGGCUCUCGGCUUCCUACUAUGGCUGAUAGGCUUCUGGCUGAUUGGCAAAGGAAUUCCUGGCACGUACCUAUAUACAACGACUCCACGUAUCCCAAAAGGCUUGACUGUGGCCUGCAUAGAGCGUGUUGGGGUAAUUGGGAUAUCGCUGAUGGCGCUACUAUCUGGAUUUGCGGCUGUAUCUGCGGCAUGGCACACGUUCGGCACCAAAUCGAGGAUCGUCAGCCAAGUAGACUUAUCACGGAAACAAGUAGGCCUAGAUGCCACUAAUGAGCUACUAGCUGUCAAACGUAGCCGAUUACGAGCGCUACAGCGAAAGAUAAAUAAUGCACCCAAAGAAGAUUUUAUCAAAAAAGUAAUGGGUAGCCUUCGUGGCUCUGCAGAUGGACAUGAAAUUAAGAGUCUCGAGUUGGAAAUAUCAGGCCUCGAAUAUAUGGCUUCAAGCCUCUCAGCUUCCCUUAAUCUUCUACAAAAUCGUCUUGACUAUCAGCGACGAGCAUCUUCCCCGUUUGGAAAGGUUUUCUUAACACCAAUCUCCUAUGGCUUUUCGAUUUAUGGUGUCUAUCGCAUCGCAACUGUCAUAUUGUCCAAUAGUCGACGAAUUGUUUUCCCGUCGCCUGAUCCAACUACUUUUGCAAACUCUCAUACGGAUCCGGUCAAUCGCAUACUUUCACUCAUGUCUAAGCACGUAGACCCCACCAUAAAUCAGUUAUCCUGGUCUCGCCAAAUCUCGUUUCUAUUAACUGGCGUGACUCUACUUGCCACUUUCAACUCCGUUCUCACCACCUUUCACAUGCUCACUAAAUUAUCGCCUUCUCUUCUUCUCCAGACACAGGCUAACCUCGCGCUUCUGAUAGCUCAGAUUAGUGCAACCUAUGUAAUAAGUAGCGCAUUACUUUUGCGUAGCAACUUGCCCAAUGAGAUUAAAAGCGUUGUGAGUGAGGCUUUGGGAAGUCCUUUGGAACCGGAGUUUGUGGAGAAAUGGUUUGAUGCUUGGUUCCUUUUGGCGUGCAUUGGCACCGCUGCCAGUAUCUGGCUUGGACGAAAGUUAUCUAGUGCCAGCGAAUGGCAGGAUAUUGGGUUUGACGGAGAUGUCGAGUUGGCGCAGAAACGAUCAUGA
Messenger RNA from Blumeria graminis f. sp. triticale, 1635 nucleotides. The record is from the annotation of a GenBank genome assembly. Lineage: Eukaryota; Fungi; Ascomycota; Leotiomycetes; Helotiales; Erysiphaceae.